AUGAAAUGUUUCGUGUAUGGUAAUGUUAAUAGGUGUAGAUUGUAUGGAAUUAAGAGAGGAAGAGGUAUAGUGCAAGUAAGUAGUGUUUAUGCUCGAAGUAGAGGGAAAAUAUUUCAUCAUGGAUUUACAUCUAUUAGUAAAGAAUCUAAGCAUGAAGAGAAGGUAAUAUACAAAGAAAAGAGUAGGAAAAAUGAGUCCAACGUGAAUGGUAACUUCAGCAUAUGGAAUAAUCUGAAUAGAGAAAAUGAGAAGAUCAACAUACAUGACAACACUGUUGAAGAUUCUAUACAUGUGCAAAGACAAAAAGAGUUUUUACAUAAAUUUGAUGAAGAAAACUGUGAACACGAGGAGAACAGUUCUGUCAAAAUAUUAAACAAAAAUCAUGUAUCAGAAAAUUCAGAUUUUUUACUAUGCAAUGAGAAAUAUGUAAAUUUUAUUGAAAAUUAUAACGAGAAAAAAAAUAAGGAAAAAAAUAUGGAAAAAACGAAGAAAAGCAACAGAUUCAGUCAAACCCUUCCCUUUUCUUUAGAGGAAAAUGAAAAAAGUCUUUGGGAAAUUUUAAAGGAAAAAGAAGAUUAUAUUAAAAAUAAAAAAAAAGCAAUAAAUUAUCAGAAGAAGUUAGAUCACAAAGUCGAUAGAGAAUAUGAAAAAAUACAAAAAGAGGAAAAGUAUGUUAAAUCAUCUAAAAUGAAAGCAGCCCAAAAGAAAGCAGAUCCUCUAAAGGCAAAUAACCAGAGUCAACAUAGCCAAAGAUAUAAACAAAAACAAAAUGCCCAUCGUCAGGAAGCAUACGAUGACAUAGACAGAUUCUUAACAGAUGAUAAAACUUAUGUCAACCAUAUCAAGUCUUACGAUGAGAUAUAUACAGAAUCAAGUGCCCAUAAUUAUAAACACAGGGGGAAGGAAAAGCUAAUUGAUAAUGAGGCCAAAUCGGAACAAUCUAGUCAUAUAAACCAAGAUGAAAUAAACAAUUCGGAUAUGAACGACUUGAAUAUAAAUAAUAUAAUUUGUGAAGAACUAGAGAGAACUACUCUCUCAUGUGAUCUUAACCCGCGUUACACUGAAAUGAGGAAUAAAAAACUCUCAAGUGAAUUUUUGAUUAAUGAUUUGGAGGUUACUGGGGAUUUCAAUUCAGCAGCAUGUCCGGGUAAAGACUCUCUUUUUGUGGAUGAGGUGGACGACAUCACUGCGAAGAAGUGCAUCUCGAGGUUGCAGAGUUCGCGACAGUCUGAUUCUGCACAUGCGAGAAGCAGCAAAAAGGAGGAUCAAUUGGGAAUUCGCAAACUUGCUUCAUCUGCCGAACCCGCUGCAUCUACUGAACCUGCCACAUCUACUGAACCUGCCACAUCUGCCGAACCUGCCACAUCUGCCGAACCUGCCACAUCUGCCGAACCUGCCACAUCUGCCGAACCUGCCACAUCUGCCGAACCUGCCACAUCUGCCGAACCUGCCACAUCUGCCGAACCCGCUGCAUCUACUGAACGUGCCACAUCUGCCGAACCUGCAACAUCUGCCGAACCUGCAACAUCUGCUGAGCGCGCGCUCAUCGAGGUAACCCCAGCAGAUGUCGUGGAGCAGCUGGGGGGCGAAAGCCUGAGCGCGAUUAUCGACGGAAAUAUAGACAACCUAAUAAUCCAAAGAGAAAUAAAAAAGGAAAAAACAGGAAUGGGGAUAUUAAGCGUGCUGUAUAAUAACAUAGACAAUUGUGAUAACAUAAACCUGAGCAGCGCUAUGAUUAAAAUGUCGAAGGUAUUGGAUUCAUACCAAAAGGGUUGUGUAACGAAAAACUACAUGUAUGUAAAUAUUUUAAAAAGAAUAGAAGAAAAAUUACCAUCUUUUGAAAUAUCUAACCUUGUACAAAUAUUUUAUGCAUUUGUCAAAAUUGAGCAUUUUCCAUAUUUCUUUAACGAUAUAAUAUAUUAUAUGAACAUCAAAUUAAAGCAUGCAGAACCGAAACACAUAUGUAGCAUUUUGUACACACUCAGUAACAUCCUAAUUGAAACGAAUGAAAGUAGAAACUUUAAAAUGAAGGUUAUCGAUAUGGUAAAGACGGAGAUAAUAAUAUCCCCAAAUCUGCAACUGAACGAUGUAAUUUCUUUACUUACAUCUUUGUCAAAAUUAAAGUAUAAAGAAGUAAACAUAUAUUAUGAAUUAUCCAAAAAAAUCGAACAGAAUCUAGACCAACUGAACAUUAGAAACGUGAGUAAUAUUUUAUGGGCAUUUAGUCACAUUAAUUAUACUACUAAUUUGAUAAAAAGAGUAAAAAAAAUUAUUGAAAAAGAUAUACAUAAAGCAAAUUAUGUAGAUAUAGUAAAUAUUAUUUAUUCUCUAACCAAGUUAAACGAAUAUGAUGAUUAUUUAUACACAGAUAUAUUUUACAAUGCAGUUAACGUAUAUUUACAUCAUAUGAAUGUAAAAAAUCUAUGUAUCAUUUUAUGGUCUUACACAUUUGCAGAUGUACAUAAGCCAGAUUUGUACAUAAAUAUAUUAACAAAACUUAAUGAUAAUAUGAAACAAAUUAGCACAAAAGAUAUUGUUUCCAUUUUAACUUGUCUUAGUAGAAUACAGUUUAAUUAUAAAUACAAACACCUUUUUCUUUUCUUAAAAAAUAAAGUGAUAAAAAAUUUAUAUGCAUUUACUCCUCUACAACUUACAAACGUUAUCUAUCAUUCUUCAUUUCUAGAAAUAAAUGAUCAUAAGUUUUAUUAUUUAAUAGUACAACAAUUAUUCCAAAUCAGACAUCUGUUGUAUCUUGAAAAUUUAACUCUCAUUUUAUAUGCACUAAAAAAUGUAUGCUAUUUAAAUGUUCAUAAUUUAGAUGUUUUUAAAUUAAUCUCUCAUAUUCUGCAAAAUGUAAAGAAAAAGUAUAAAUUAUUAUGUGGAGAAGAUUGUGUAAACAUUAUGCUUAUUAUCAAUGAUUUGAUGAAAUACACUCAUCAUGGAUACCUUACAACUCCCACUCCUCACACCAAUGCAAUCAACACAAAUCAUGAAAUCUCGUUAAAAAAUCGUGAAGUAAUAUCUACCAAUCCGAUCCUUCACACCGAUACAAAUUUUUCGUCAGAGAAAUAUAUUGACAUAUUUGAUGAUAAUGUUAAACUUAACCAAUUGCAGCAUCCCUUCAUGAGCAAUAAUGAAGAAGAAGUGUACCUACCACAAAUUAACGAUCUAUUAUAUGAACAAAUAAAACUACGUUUACAUAACUUCUGGCAGUUAAACAUAAAGGAUGUAAACAAUUUGUUAAUCAUUAUGAGAGAUCAAACUAUGCAUGAUGAUGUCAUAUUAAAUAUGAUUAUGAGACAAAUUAUUCCUAUAUUGCUAAAAAGUAGUAAUAUGGAAUUUUUAAUUUUCUUAAGUAAUAUUACAGCUAAUAAAUACAUGAAAUUUAUAACUUUAACACAUAUGUCUCGAAGACCAAAGUUGAUUAGUCUCUUUAAAAAAAAAAUAAACUCUAUAACUAGCUCAAUAUUAAAUAAUUAUGAACAACAAGAAGAUUAUUACUCUUCAAUUCCUUACAUCAACAGUGCAAAUUGUAGUGCUGAAGAUACAACACAUGGUUCCACAGGUAUCACGUCAUUUGAAUCCGAAACUGAACCUACCAGAAAAAACGAGACAGACUUAACAGAUAUUCAAAAUUUCCAAACAAAAAUGAACACACAGAAUAAUGAGCGAAAAAAUAGGAACUCCUUAAAAGACGAACAACUUAACCCAGAUGUAGUGGAAAAAAUCGAAAUUGUAAAAAAAACAUCAACUCAUUUAAUUUAUGAUAUUCCAAAAAGGGUAACCAACACAACAGUAGAUCUCAACAGCUGUGUUGCAUUAUGCUAUGCAUGUUUUAACAUACACUAUGAGGAUGAUAACAUCCUUAAAAUGUAUGAUAUAUUGGAACACAUGAUCGUAGAAGAGAAAAAACCUAUCAAUUCCUUCAUGUUAAUAAAUUUCAUAUACAUUUUGGCAUUAACAAAUAAUAAAAUGGAACUUGUUUCGAAGAUCUCGCAAGAAUACAUGCACCACAGAUAUGCAAAUGAUAUAGAGAAAAAUUAUUCACAAAAAUCUGAAUUGGAAAAAAUGUCAAUACCCACAUCUAGCGAAGAGGAAAAUGCAUUUUUAUCAAAUUCUAGCCAGAAGAACCCAAGCACGAAAGAUGAAUUUUCAAGAAAUCUCAUUAAAAAAAAAAAAAAAAAUUUAAACAUAUCUUUUAAUUUGUUUUAUGAGGAAAAUGAUAAAUUACGGUUCUAUGUUCAAAAGGGAGAUGAAGAGACUUGUUUGAUUCUGCUAAAAUUGGUAUACGUUAAUAUUUUACUGAAUCAGUAUAAAUUUCUGUACAAUAUAUUAAGCGAAAUUUGUACUUAUUCUGAACAGGUAUAUACGCACGAGUUUACUAUGCUAUCGAAACAAGUCUGUUAUCAUAUUUACAAUUUCGUGAAUUUUUUUUCCAAAAAUAAAGAACAGAAGUAUCUUUGGAAUAAGGUAGCACACAAUGUGUACAUCAAUGAUGAACAUAUUUAUUUGGAUUUGGAUUUUGAACCUACAAACGUAAAUAUAGAUAUUAUCACAGAUGUAGAUACGAGUCCGCAAGGUCAUCAUGACAAUUUCAAGGAGAAAAAUUCUGCCGAAUUUACAUAUAUGCAGAUGAAAGAGGAAAGGUCCAGUACAUCACCACAAAAUGAAAAAAUAUCCAGAUCGUUUGAUAAUAAUCUGAAAAUAGCCAAGUUCUUUUACUACAUCCUAAACUAUAACAUGGAACACAUGAAUAACCGAAAUGCCAAUUCCUUUACUUCAAGAGAGGAGCGGAAAAAGAUCAAGAUGUUUCAUUUUGAUCAUGUCAUAAGUGAUAUCCUAAAUUUUCUGAACAUACAAUACAAGGGAUCCUAUACACAUGAAAAUAUUUACAAAGUUUGCUGUGCCUUUCCCUACGAGAGACAUUUGAUAGACUUAAUAUCAUAUGAGGAUGUUUUGUACCCCUCACACAGGCCGCUACUGUCAGCGGAAUUGCGUCAGAAACAACUGGCCUUAAAGGGAUGGACUGUACACACAAUCAAUUUUCGAGAUUUAUACAACAGCGUAAAAGACAAAAAUGUUAUUUGUUACAUUUUCAAUAUUGUAAAGAAGAUAAAAAGAGAUUUACAAGAAUUACCAGACAAUGAGAAAAAAAUGGAAGAAAAAAAAUUCUGGGAAAACCUACAAUAUGCAAACAUUUAG
Plasmodium gonderi is the source of this 5202-nucleotide messenger RNA. RefSeq lists its product as hypothetical. Lineage: Eukaryota; Apicomplexa; Aconoidasida; Haemosporida; Plasmodiidae. Gene Ontology annotation, molecular function: DNA-directed DNA polymerase activity. Bases 1 to 5202 code for a protein of 1733 amino acids. The transcript is spliced from 4 exons. The record is from RefSeq and is a predicted model, not a curated record. Gene Ontology annotation, cellular component: nucleus; zeta DNA polymerase complex. Gene Ontology annotation, biological process: double-strand break repair via homologous recombination; error-prone translesion synthesis.